Striga asiatica is the source of this 360-nucleotide messenger RNA. Lineage: Eukaryota; Viridiplantae; Streptophyta; Magnoliopsida; Lamiales; Orobanchaceae. The record is from the annotation of a GenBank genome assembly.
AUGGAGAUAGUGACAGUAUUAAGAAACGAAGAAGAGUUUCGAAACCUUGAAAGCAUUCCUGAAAAAUGUAUAGUUAGCCGAUGGACAAAACAUGCAUCACUGAAACCCAUAUUCGUCGUGGAUGGUGAGAAAGAGAUGAUUGUGUCAGUUCAAGGAAAGCAAUCAGAUCCUGGCAUGAAAAAAUGUUUAUUUGAGAAGUAUUAUGGAGAUCCAUUGCCAAGCGAAGUUGAAGUGCUACCCCCGACCCCAAUGAAAAAUAAAGAUAGUGGAAGUAGAUUGAAAUCUGGGAAGGAAAAGGCUGUCGAACGAAGCAAAAAAUUUUGUCUUUCGGCCUUCCGCUUUCUUACUCAGAUGAGAUAA